AUGGACAAAGAUGCCCUAGCACAUUGGGAAAAGACGCGCACGUUUGCACAAUGGAAAUAUUCACAGGCUGAUACGAACCCACCUAACCCUGACAUGCGACAACUGGCUUCGGUGUAUAUUGACAGUAUGAUUCGAUUUGUUAUACCCCUUUGCUCGAUGAUGGCGGACAGACCAGAGCCCUCCAACCCCAUCACCAGCUCUCUCUAUCUGGUUGAUGCAACCGACUUCGGACUGAAGCGGGCGUGGGGUAUCAGGACUUUCGCCCAGGAGAUUAGUUGGCUGUUGAACACAUGCUAUCCAGAGACCGUCGAAAAAAUCUUUGUGUGCAAUUCCCCUUCGUACUUUCAGUCGAUUUGGAAGUACUUAAAGGGCUAUGUCGAUCCUCAUACAGCGGACAAGAUUGUCUUCUUGCUCCCUGAGGAAGUAUUACCCACCCUGAGAGAGGUCAUCGAUGAUAUCAAUAUCCCUGCAAAGUUUGGCGGAGGUCUUGCAUUUACCCACGGGCAAUCUCCAGACCUUGAAAAUGAUAUUAAGCAGCAUUUGGGACUGGAAGAUCCGUCAAAUACUCUACCCCCGGGUCCCAUCAAGUGGAUUGAGGAGUUGGAUGGUAGGAGAACUGCCUUGGCUGUUGGUAGCCAAGGCGGCGCCGAAAGAAGUGACAGGUUUGCCACUAUUGAUGUACCGGCGAGCAACAUUUCCGCUCAAGCGCUCUCAGUCGAAGCAUAA
Penicillium salamii is the source of this 726-nucleotide messenger RNA. The record is from the annotation of a GenBank genome assembly. NCBI's taxonomy places the organism in Eukaryota, Fungi, Ascomycota, Eurotiomycetes, Eurotiales, Aspergillaceae.